AUGGACAACGAUGAGGUUGAAAAACCUUUAAAAUCUGUAGAUAUAGAUUCUUCCAGUAUUGGUUCUGCAAGUAUUAAUAAAGAAGAUAGUGAAAAAUCAAAGAGAAAAUCCUCGUCUUCAUCUAAAAUUAGUUCCAAUAUCGCUGAAGAUGGGAAAAAUACUUCAAGCAAGAAAUCUCCCAGAGAAUCGAUUACAAGUAAAUCGAGUAAAACCCUCGACAAUACCGACAAAGAUGAUAAUGUCAGUGUAUCUGGAAUCAAAAAUUCCUCUACUGUUGACGGCCAAUCUCCAGAGGAAAUAACGUUGAUAUCCACUGACACAGACGACAAAGAAAAUUUGAAAGAGAAUACAGAAACAGCCCAAACCAAACCUGAAGAUACGAAAAAAGAAUCUUCAAGUUCAUCGAGUGAAAGUGGGGACAGUGAUGAAAAAAAUCAGGAAUGUUUACAAAAUGCGCCAAGUGAUGCGGAAUCCGUUCAACACGAGAAUAAAGAGAACACAGCUGUUUCAACUGUAGAAUCAAAUCCAGCCAAGCCAAUUCCGACAGAUGCUGCGAAAGAAACAGAGCAAGAAACAAACGAAAGUAGCAGUUCAUCCGAUUCUGAAAAAUCAUCUGACUCAUCUGAAAAAGAAGAUAGAGGAAAAAAUGUUAAAAAUACAGAACCAGGAGCCUCUAUCUCUAACCCAACUUCCGAUGUUGGUGACAUAGCAGUACCACAAGAACCAGGAAGCGAAACUACUGGGGAUCCAAAACCAUCCGAAGUUGUCAAAAAAGAAAGAAAAGAUUCAGAGAGUAGUUCCAGUUCUGCCUCAAGUAAAGAAGUUCAGGAAGUAAAAAGCGAAAAGAGCGAGGAAAACAAAGCUAUACCUGUCACAUUGGAUUCUUCUCCAACUCAAAAUGAAAACGUUGAAGAAAAGGCGGAAGAAACUGAAAGUCAAUCUACAAAAAAUAAAGAUUCAAGUUCUAGCAGCGACGACGAAGAUAAAAAGUCUCAUCAUAGCAGUACUUCAGCAAAACAAGCCGAGACACCAAAAACAGAUGAGAGAAAUGUUGAAAAACAUGAGCGAAAAGUUUCGUCUCGUAAAUCUUCAGUCAAUAACGAACAAGCUGAACUAAGUCAAAAUAAUAGUAGGCCGUCAAGCUCGUCAUCAAGUAGUAGUAGCAGCUCGGAUGAUGAAAAAAAGUCUCAUAAGAGAUCUCGUAAAAGUUCCACUAAAGAUGAACAGAGUACAACAAUCAAGGAAGAUCAAGAACAAAAAUCUGAAUCAAAAAAUCCUAAUCUCAGCCCGACAGCUUUGAGUAACUUAGAUCUACCUCCGCGAAGGCAGCUUAGUUUUGCGAAGACGGUGAAAAAUAUAAUGUCAGGAAAACACCUCCCAGAUCAUCUUAAGAUUCGUCACCAAGCUAGAUUUGCUAUUGGAUACAUGGUGAGAGCAUUUUUUGUCUUUAUUUAUUUUUGCUUCAAUUGUAUUGCAUAG
This is a messenger RNA of Styela clava, 1479 nucleotides long. Lineage: Eukaryota; Metazoa; Chordata; Ascidiacea; Stolidobranchia; Styelidae. The record is from RefSeq and is a predicted model, not a curated record.